ACACUGAACAUACCAGCUGCCAAACAGCUGAUUUUUUACUUAUAAGAAUCCAAUAUCAACUGCAUACAUAAUUCUUAUUUUAAUUUGCUCUUAAUUUAAUUCGGCUUAGAAAUGUCUUUCUUAAAUGUUUUAAAUCGAUCAUUUCUUGGAGCUGUUAAUUUUGCACAAGUUAUAAUAAAUCGAGAUGCACAUGUCUUCAAUCGCUCCAUACUGAAAACAAAGCUCCGUUGUCACUUUCCCAAGCCACGCGAAGUUAAGCGCAUUAACGUUCAUGGUUGGGAUAAGCGUAUGUCAACACCAGAAGGACGUCGUGUGUUAAUGCGUCGAAUACUUAAAGGCAGACAUGUACUGUCGCAUUAAUGAUCUAGCUUUUGAAGCUGCAUGAUUUUAAAGAAUACAUGAAAUGUAAUUGAUACAUUAUUCGUUGAGCACAUUUUUAUGUUUUCCCGUCAGAAAUUGUGAUGGGCGAUGGUAAAUUUGUUUAAUCGAUUUGGAAGUUUUUGCAUCAACAGUAUUGUAAAGAUAAGCCGCCAUAUUAGACACUUUGGGCCCUUGAUUUGUGAAUAACGAUGCCGGUAGUGGCAUCUCACCCAAGGCUAAGCAAUUGACCGCGCUUAGUGUAUCGUAAGGCAUUGCUGGCAACAAGUAUAAUUUUUUGAGGUCAAUAGAACGCAC
Molecule: messenger RNA, 675 nt
Organism: Bactrocera oleae (olive fruit fly)
Lineage: Eukaryota; Metazoa; Arthropoda; Insecta; Diptera; Tephritidae
Source: RefSeq, a predicted model, not a curated record